AUGUUUGAUCAGAGAAACAUUUCUCUUGAAAUAAUUUUAGAUGACUUUAACGGUAUUAUGCAUGGGAAUCCGGAAGAAUCUUUAGGAUGUAAAUUAAAAGGGAAAUUGGUUCUCAAAAAUCAAAAGGCUAUCUCUCCAAAACAGUUAAUAUUCGUGUUUGUUGGAAAGUCAACUGUUUCUUGUGGACCUUUAAUGUCUUCUUCAAAUCCAGAAUAUCGCGAGUCACAUACAAUUUAUCGAAAGCAAUGCGUGUUUCAUAAUUCUCGUUCAUCAAAUAGAAAAAUUCCUCCUGGAACUUAUGAAUAUGGUUUCGACUUUGAUAUUCCUGGUAAUUUACCUUCAUCAUUUAAAGGUGCUCGUGGAAAGAUUGAAUAUUCUUGUAAUGCAAUCCUUUCUCGUCCAUUAUUUCGUAGUAAUGUUUUGGUAAAAAAACCUGUUAUUCUAAAAAGAUGUCUUAUAAAUGAUGCAAUACCAUUAUCUAAUCAAUCAAAUUUUGCCGAAGGAGUUUUGGAUGAUCGAAUUCAAUUCCAGAUUAGUACUCCAAUCAUGGCUUUUCGUGAAGGUGGUUUACUUUCUGCAAAGUUAAAUUUAAAACCUUUAAACUCUGAUUCUUUUAUUGAAUCUAUCGAAUAUGGUUUAAAAGAACAAAUUCAUUAUCAUACAACUGAAAGUUACACAAGGACAUUUGUUGCAAGUGUUAAAGAAGACAAAUUCCCUCUUGGAAUGAAAAAAAUUGUUUUAGAUCAAUACUCUCAUGACUCUUCAGAUCCUAUAUCUAUAGAUUUUCGACUUUGCCCUUGGGUUAAUUGUGAUUUAGAUUCUCAAUUAAUCAAUGUUAAACAUAAACUUGCUUUAACAAUUAAAGUCAUUGGGAAUAAUCCUUCUAAUGCUUCUUUUGUUAAUGAAGUUAAUGAAGUCAAUGAUUCUCAAGAGAAUAUUUCUUCUACUCGUAUUGAUCGUAGAUUUUCUUCUCCUACUCCUCCAAUUAAUCCUAUUUCACAUCGUAACUCCUUUCGUACUCUUUCUUUAUUAUCUUCAAGUUCAAGAACAUUCUCUAUUGCUAGUUAUUUACAAUCUCAUAAAAAAUCAGUACGAAAUUCUAGAAAUGUACAAAUUCCUAAUAUUAAACUCUUGAACAUUGAAAUUCCUUUAAUUAUUACUACAAAAUCAGAUGUACCAAGACAACAAGCUCCUUCUUAUAGUUAUUCGGAAUCUAGUGAUGAGAAAUUUUUAUCGUGUUUUCUGAAUUCAGAAAUGACCGUUAAAACUUCUACUUUAUUUAAAUAUGAAAAACCUUUAAGUCCACAUCUUGCCGUAAAUAAAAGUUUGGUAAUUUUUUCACAUGAUGAUGUAUUACUAGCUACGAAAAAUCAUAUAAUUGAAUGUGCGAUCGAUUCUAGUCUCGAUGGUGGAACUUUAUUUUUAGAAACAGCAGGGGGAGUGGCUAGUCCGAUUAUGUCUGGAACUAUUCAAUCCGAAUUUUAUAGACCUCUUCGUCUUCCAACAAUUUUAAUCGGUGAUAGUAAUUUAGGUGGAAUAUCAACUACAAUUUCUUCCUUUGAAUCCUUACGUUUACGUGGUUAUGAUAUACCAAUAAUAUUAUUAUUCGAUAACUCUCAAUACCAAAAUCAUACUUUUUUACAAAAUUAUUUUCAAAAACAUUUCAAUUACAACAAAAAUGAAAAUGAUAAAAAUGAUAUUGGUAUUAAUAAUGUUUCGAUAAAAACUAUCCCUCCUCCACCUAAACAAUCUUUAAAUAAAAUUGAUGAUAUCUAUCAAUUGAAGAAAUAUUUCGGUGAUCUUGAUGAAGAAUUUAAUAAUGUCUUGAAGAUUUUGGAAAAUUGGCAUUAUAAAAGAUUCAAUAGAUUAGAUGAAAUGGAGGAUCGUAGUAAAGAAGUUGUUUGGUGGCCUUUUACACAACAUAAUAAGGUUAAUAAAGUUAACGUCAUUGAUUCUGCUUAUAAUGAUUUUAUGGUUAUUUAUGAUCAGAAUCAAAGUUGUCAAAAUUCUCAACCGAAAAAAAAUAAUGGUGUUAUGAAAGAAAUGUUUGAUGGUUCAUCGAGUUGGUGGACACAAGGUCUUGGGCAUGGUUCAUCAAAAUUAUCAUUAUCUGCUUCAUAUGCAGCUGGGAGAUAUGGUCAUGUUCUUUUUCCCGAAUCCAUUCAUGAACCAUCCCUUUCACUUUCUCAAACUUUAUUAAAAACAGUAGGAAAUAAUUGGGCUAGUCGUGUAUUUUUUUCUGAUAAUGGUAGUACAGCUGUGGAAGUUGCAUUAAAAAUGGCUUUACAAUCUACUUGUAAAAAGUAUUUUAAUGAACAAGAUGAUGAAUUACAAAAAAUAAAAGUUUUGGGUUUGUAUGGUUCUUAUCAUGGUGAUACCAUUGGUGCUAUGGAUGCUUGUUAUCCAAAUCCUUUUAAUAAAUUAGUUACUUGGUAUGAACCAAGAGGAAAAUGGUUUCAUCCUCCGCGAAUCUUGCUAAAAAAUAAUGUUUAUAAUUUACAAAUUCCUUUUUCAAAUCAAACAAUACAUUACCCUUCAUUAUCAUCAAUAUUUUCUCCAGAACGAUCCUUUUCGGAUCCAAUUUCUCUAAUUUAUAAAAAACAUAUCAAAGAAACCAUUACUAGUUAUAUUAAUGAAGGUGAUAAAUUUGGUGCUUUAGUACUUGAACCGAUUGUAAUGGGUGCAGGUGGUAUGAUAUUUGUUGAUCCAUUAUUUCAAAAGUUACUUGUAGAAUUUGUUAGAGAAUGGGAUGGUUGGAUUGAUCAUUGGGGUGAUAAUAAAAAAACCGAUAAUGAUUGGAAAGGAUUACCUGUUAUUUUUGAUGAAGUAUUUACGGGAUUUUGGAGAUUAGGUCAAUUAAGCGGUGCUAAUGCAUUGGGUGGUUUGAUACCAAUGGCAGUGACAUUAACAACAUCAUCAAUAUUUUCAACCUUUCUUGGUGAUAAUAAACUCAAUUCAUUACUUCAUGGACAUUCUUAUACUGCACAUCCAAUUGGAUGUAUGGUUGCUACCACUUCAAUUGAAGAAUACGAAAAUUUAAAUAAGAAUAGCGUUGAUUGGAAAAUUGGAAGAGAAAAUUGGAAUGUUAAUGAAGAAAAUAAAAUUUGGAGUUUGUGGAGUAAAGAGGUUGUGGAAAAAAUAUCAUACUUAGAAAAUGUUGAAGGCGUAUUUGCAUUGGGAACAUUAUUGGCAAUUGAACUAAAGGACGUUCAUAAUAGUGGUUACUCUUCUGAAGUAUCAUCAACGAUUCUAAAACAACUUUCAAAUGAUUCUGACGAUAUUUCAAUUUUAGCAAGACCUUUAGGAAAUGUCAUUUAUUUAAUGACUUCAACGAUCAGUAAUAUUGAAAGUAUUAGAAAAAUGGAAGAAAAAAUAUUAAAAUGUUUAAAUAAAAAUUUGUAA
Cetraspora pellucida is the source of this 3402-nucleotide messenger RNA. Lineage: Eukaryota; Fungi; Glomeromycota; Glomeromycetes; Diversisporales; Gigasporaceae. The record is from the annotation of a GenBank genome assembly.